AUGUCCAAUUACGACUACAAUAAGGGUUACCGAUGGUUUCGCUUUCAAAAGGAUUCGUCUAUCGAUAGUUCUCUGCCGCCAUUAAGCAGUUAUCGCUCAAUGCGAGAAGUUAGCCCUCUACUGUGGAUGUCCCACGCCGAGCAUGUGGCUAACAACGAAAGAGGGCAUGUUCAUACGGAUACUGGACUCCUCAGCAAAUCAAACGACAACGCCUCGCUUCAUUUACCGAUUAUUCUCGCAGCAUCCAUCUCGAACGCUUCUAACGCGUCGCCGACCCUCAAAGCGCACAGCACUGUUGAUAUAGGUGAGCAAAACACGGAACAAGUUCACACGGACGCGUUAGGCUGUUCCUUGUACGUACCAACACCCACAUUAUUACUAGGGUCUGAGAAGGGACAAACGGAACACGAUGGUUUUCCGCGGGCAGUUAGUUCACACAAUUCGGGAACAAAACGAAAUCCAGUUCAUAAGGUGCGAACAAAGCGUGCCGUGCGCAAAAAUACCAAGGGACUUCCCUGCAUUGGCCCGCAGAAAAACCUGGACGAUUGUCUGUUUAUUCAAAACGGUAUUCAGCGCUUUCCUGCAAACCAUAAAGGAUUUUUAUCGCAGGACAAAGAAAAGGAAAUUAAGGAGUGGAUAAAUAAGUCUAACAAGUAA
Molecule: messenger RNA, 657 nt
Organism: Porites evermanni
Lineage: Eukaryota; Metazoa; Cnidaria; Anthozoa; Scleractinia; Poritidae
Source: the annotation of a GenBank genome assembly